Mesocricetus auratus (golden hamster) is the source of this 7298-nucleotide messenger RNA. It is a transcript of the gene Mllt6, whose product is annotated as MLLT6, PHD finger containing. The transcript is spliced from 20 exons. Lineage: Eukaryota; Metazoa; Chordata; Mammalia; Rodentia; Cricetidae. Gene Ontology annotation, biological process: regulation of transcription by RNA polymerase II. The record is from RefSeq and is a predicted model, not a curated record. Gene Ontology annotation, cellular component: nucleus. Gene Ontology annotation, molecular function: nucleosome binding; histone binding. The coding region runs from base 64 to 3390 and encodes 1108 amino acids.
CCCUGACCCCCGACCCCCGCCGGCCGGCCCCCAGCCCCAGCCCCGGAGGGAGCUCAUGGGAGUAUGAAGGAGAUGGUAGGAGGCUGCUGCGUAUGUUCGGACGAGAGGGGCUGGGCCGAAAACCCGCUGGUCUACUGCGAUGGGCACGCGUGCAGCGUGGCCGUCCACCAAGCUUGCUAUGGCAUCGUCCAGGUGCCAACGGGACCCUGGUUCUGCAGGAAAUGUGAAUCUCAGGAGCGAGCAGCCAGGGUGAGAUGUGAGCUGUGCCCACACAAAGAUGGGGCGUUGAAGAGGACUGACAAUGGAGGCUGGGCCCACGUGGUGUGUGCCCUCUACAUCCCGGAGGUGCAGUUUGCCAACGUGCUCACCAUGGAGCCCAUUGUGCUGCAGUAUGUGCCUCAUGAUCGCUUCAACAAGACCUGUUACAUCUGUGAGGAACAGGGUCGGGAGAGCAAAGCCGCCUCAGGAGCCUGCAUGACCUGUAACCGCCACGGUUGUCGACAGGCUUUUCAUGUCACCUGUGCCCAGAUGGCAGGCCUGCUGUGUGAGGAGGAGGUGCUGGAGGUGGGCAACGUCAAGUACUGCGGCUACUGCAAGUACCACUUCAGCAAGAUGAAGACAUCCCGUCACUCCAGCGGGGGAGGAGGAGGAGCAGGAGGCGGUGGCAGCGGUGGAGGUGGCAGCGGUGGUACCAGCGGUGGUGUAGGUGGCACAGGGGGAGGCGGCGGCAGCAGUAACAGCUUCCUUACUGGCAGAAGAAGUCGGUCGGCCUCACCAUCCACCCAGCAGGAGAAGCACCCUACCCACCACGAGAAGGGCCAGAAGAAGAGUCGAAAGGACAAAGAACGCCUUAAACAGAAGCACAAGAAGCGGCCUGAGUCCCCCCCCAGCAUCCUCACCCCGCCUGUGGUCCCCACUGCUGAUAAGGUCUCCUCAGCUACGGCUUCCUCCCACCAUGAGGCCAGCACUCAGGAGACCUCUGAGAGCAGCAGGGACUCAAAGGGGAAGAAGUCUUCCAGCCAUAACCUGAGUCAUAAGGGGAAGAAACUGAGCACUGGGAAAGGUGUGAGCAGUUUUACCUCCACCUCCUCCUCUUCCUCCUCCUCCUCCUCCUCUUCCUCCUCUGGGGGGUCUUUUCAGCCUGCAGGCUCCUCCUUGCAAAGCUCUCCUGACUUCGCAGCAUUCCCCAAGCUGGAGCAGCCUGAGGAGGACAAGUAUUCCAAGCCCACAGCCCCCACGCCGCCAGCCCCUCCCUCGCCCACGGUCCCUGAGCCUCCGAAGGCUGACCUCUUGGAGCAGAAGGUGGUCUUCUCUGGCUUUGGGCCCAUCAUGCGCUUCUCUGCCUCCACCUCCGGCUCCAGCCGGGCCCGCGCCCCCUCGCCUGGGGACUAUAAGUCACCCCAUGUUUCAGGGGCUGGGGCCUCAGCAGGUACCCAUAAGCGGAUGCCUGCACUGAGUGCCACCCUCGGACCUGCUGAGGAGGCCCCUGAGACAGGCCUGAAGGAGAAGAAGCACAAAGCCAGUAAGAGGAGCCGACAUGGGCCAGGCCGUCCUAAGGGCAACCGAGGCAAAGAGGGUGCCACAGGCCCGGCUGCCUCCCUUCCUGGGGCUCAGCUGGCUGGUUUUACUGCCACUGCUGCCUCACCCUUCUCUGGAGGUUCCCUGGUCAGCUCUGGCCUUGGGGGUCUGGCCUCCCGGACUUUUGGGCCUUCGGGAAGCUUGCCCAGCCUGAGCCUGGAAUCCCCUCUGCUGGGGGCAGGCAUCUACACCAGUAAUAAAGACCCCAUCUCCCAUGGGGGAGGGAUGCUGCGGGCUGUCUGUAGCACUCCCCUCUCUUCCAGCCUGCUGGGGCCCCCGGGGACCUCAGCCUUGCCCCGCCUCAGCCGCUCCCCGUUCACCAGCACCCUCCCAUCCUCUUCUGCUUCCAUCUCCACCACUCAGGUGUUUUCUCUGGCUGGCUCUACCUUCAGUCUCCCUUCUUCCCACAUCUUCGGAACCCCCAUGGGCACUGUUAACCCCCUCCUCACCCAAGCCGAGAAUAGCCACACAGAGCCAGACUUAGAAGACUGCAGCUUCCGGUGUCAUGGGACCUCCCCCCAGGAGAGUCUCUCUUCCAUGUCUCCCAUCAGUAGCCUCCCUGCACUUUUCGACCAGACAACACCGGCACCUUGUGGGGGUGGCCAGUUAGACGCCACAGCCCCGGGAACAACUAAUAUGGAGCAGUUGCUGGAGAAGCAGGGCGAUGGAGAGGCUGGUGUCAACAUUGUGGAGAUGCUGAAGGCCCUGCAUGCACUGCAGAAGGAAAACCAGCGGCUGCAGGAGCAGAUCCUGAGCCUGACAGCCAAGAAGGAGCGACUCCAGAUCCUCAAUGUGCAGCUCUCCGUGCCCUUCCCUGCUCUGCCUGCUGCCAUGCCUGCCACUAAUGGCCCUGUCCCAGGGCCCUAUGGGCUGCUUCCUCAAGCAGGCAGCAAUGACUCCUUGAGCACCAGCAAGAGCCCUCCAGGGAAGAACAGCCUUGGGCUGGACAAUUCCCUGUCCACGUCUUCCGAGGACCCACACUCAGGCUGCCCGAGCCGUAGCAGCUCAUCGCUGUCCUUCCACAGCACGCCCCCACCGCUGCCCUUGCUCCAGCAGAGCCCUGCUACUCUGCCCUUGGCCCUGCCUGGGGCCCCUGCCACGCUCCCACCCCAGCCACAGAAUGGGCUGGGCAGGGCACCCGGAGCAGCGGGGCUGGGGGCCUUGCCCAUGGCUGAGGGGCUGUUAGGUGGGCUGGCAGGCAGCGGGAGCCUGCCUCUCAAUGGGCUUCUGGGGGGGUUGAAUGGGGCCGCUGCUCCCAACCCUGCAGGCUUGAGCCAGGCUGGCGGGGCCCCCACGCUUCAGCUGCCAGGUUGUCUCAACAGCCUGACAGAGCAGCAGAGGCACCUCCUUCAGCAGCAAGAGCAGCAGCUGCAGCAGCUCCAGCAGCUCCUGGCCUCUCCACAGCUGACCCCAGAACACCAGACUGUGGUCUACCAGAUGAUCCAGCAGAUUCAGCAGAAACGGGAGUUGCAGCGGCUGCAGAUGGCUGGGGGCUCCCAGCUGCCCAUGGCCAGUCUGCUGGCUGGAAGCUCCACCCCGCUGCUGUCCGCGGGCACCCCUGGCCUGCUGCCCACAGCAUCAGCUCCACCCCUGCUGCCUGCUGGAGCCCUGGUGGCCCCUUCACUCGGCAGCAAUACAAGUCUCAUGGCUGCAGCAGCUGCGGCUGCAGCAGUAGCAGCAGCAGGCGGACCUCCAGUCCUCACUGCCCAGACCAACCCCUUUCUCAGCCUGCCCGGGGCAGAUGCCAGUGGGAGUGGCCCUAAAGGAGGGACCGCUGACAAAGGAGCCUCAGCCAGCCAGGAAAAAGGCUAAUCUGCCCCUCUCCCUCCUGACCCCUACAUGGCUUGAGGGGCUUUUCCUGGAAUGGGUACUUGGGCCCAGACUCUGCAGAGCCAGGCCCAGAGCCUGUGCUGAUGUCCAGGGAGUGUGUGCCUGGAGUUCCAGGUGCUGUGGAGAGGGACUGGAGGGGAGCCCUUCCACUUGGCCAAUUCCCUCACUGCACUGGCUGCUUCAGGAGAGAGGAUCAGGGGAAGACAGGCUCCAAGCCUGCCCAAGGGCCCACAUCCUCUGCAGAUGCCUAGGGGCCCCCAAAGAGCAAAGUAGGUCGUGGCAUAGGAAGUGGAGAGUUGGUUGACCUACCACAUAAACCAGUCAGCACUUGAAUGGGGAAGGUGAAGGGUGGUCCCGGGCCUAUCCCUGUGUGGAAAUUCCUUAUGGAAAAAGGGCUGGUCCCAGGUGACUUCAGUUUCUUCCCAGCAGAAGGGAUCCCUUUGACUGUUUCUCAUCAUCCCUCCCCGCUAAGGGUCACAAGCUGAGCUUGGAAAAGCCUACAGAUGUGGGGGGCUGAGGAAGGGCAGGAUAGCACCUCUUGGGGCCUCAUGAUGGGGCUGGGCAGGGGGGAGUCCCUCGUUGUCCUUGGUGUCCUGCCCCUUUUUGCACUAUUGGCUUGAGGAGUGCCGAGGGUGGGGAGAGGGAGCUGCCUGACUCCACAGAGCAUGAGAGAGUGUGUGUGCGCGAGUGAGUGUUUUGUGUGUGUGUGUGUGUGUGUGUGUGUGUGUGUGUGUGUGUGUGUGUGUGUUGAAUGGUCAGUCUGUUUAACCUGUCUGUCUGUCACCUCUUUCUCUGGAUCUGGGGCAGCCAAGGGCAAGAACAGGCUCAGUGGCCAGUACCAGAGCAGGAGUUCCUAGCUCUUGCAGCCACUAUCCCCCAACCAACUCUGGUCCUUUUCCAGGGCAUGAAUGGUUAACUUAAAAGAAACCACAGUACUCCAGUAUUGGAGCAUUCCUGGGGGCUGGGGGCUCUGAAUCAGGGUACUAUCCUACCUUCCCUCCUUUGGACCCCACUCCAUCUCAGGGCCCCCUCAGGGCCUCCUCCCCCAAGUAGUUUGAUCUUUCCUGGCACAAGAGACUAGGGGAGGGGUAAAUGCCGCUUCUUAGCAAAAGUCUCCCUCUCAGAGGAAGCUAGCCUGCCUCUUGAGCCCCACUUUCACCAGCUAGUAGAGCCAUUUGAGCUAACAACUGUCCCUUUCACCCACCAGCUAUUUUCCAGGGUGUACUAGUGGGUGGCAGAGUCAGUCUGCCCGAGGCCAUUGUGAAAAAGAUGUUGAGUGGGACAUGGGAGCGCCGUGGAGGCCUAUGUCCCUUUGGUUGCACUGGCUGGGACUGAGGGUCAGUCCCGGUUCCCCCAAUGUUCACGCCUGUGGGUCUCUUUUGCAUGUGUGCAUUUUGGUGUGUUUCUGUUUGGGUUUUGUUAUUGGGGUUUUUGUUGUUGUUUUUUUUUUUAAAUAAAAAAGAUGUGUAUAUUUUUGGCAAUGACAGAAACGUAGUGCAGAUAUAUUUUUGCCUGUGCUGCUCAACUGUUGUUUUUUUCUGAUAUGAAAAAUACUAUUAAUAUUCCCAUUGAUAAGACUUUGUAAGAUAUUAGGGUGGGUUGGGAACCUUCAGAGGCAAAUUAUUUGGCACUAGGAAGGAUUUUUUUGGGGACAGUUGGGAUGACAUCAAAAAUACUUUUCUAACUGCUUAAUAUCAGAAAGACAUCAUUUUCAUCUUUUCAGCUCUUUAACUCCUUGUUUUAAAGCCAGUGAUUAUCCAGAUUCUUAGACGACUUGCUCAUCCAGGCCCACCCUGUUGCCCCAGCCACCAUUCAGAGCCAAGUAGCCUCUGCUGUGAUAUCUGAAAAGUCAACACAUGUGGAACAGGAGUUCUGGGUGCCCUGGACCAGCUGCUCCCUGGCCCCAGUCACUCUGAUCUCUGGAAGUCUGGUCUCAACUUUCCAGAGCUCUUUUUCCUACUUUGGGCCAGGAUGCGCUGGCAGGUAGUCAGGUUAGAUUUGCUGAGAGCUCUUGGGCCUUGCAUGAAUUGGUGCUGCUCUUUUUUAGUUUUGUUUGUUCGUUUUUUGUUUUUGUUUGUUUGUUCUGAAAACAAGGUUUCUCUGUGUAGCCUUGGCUGUCCUGGGACUCUCUGUAGACCAGGCUAGCCUGGAACUCAGAGAUCCGCCUGCCUCUGCCUCCUGAGAGCUGGGAUUAAAGGCGUGCACUGCCACCACUACUUGGUGGUGUUGCUCCUUAUAGUGAGACAUGAGGGAAGCUGUGACACUUCUUGGUAUGCAGCUUCACAGGGGAAAUUAUGGAGAUCCUCAAAAGGGAACAGAAUACUGCAGAAUGCCAGGAUGGCCUCACAUCUUCAGCCUUGGUCCUUUUUUUUCCCCCCCUGAGACAAGGCCUACUCUAUUAUAUAGCUCUGGCUAUCCUGGAACUUGCUAUGUAGACCAGGCUGGCCUCAAAAUCACAGAGCUCUGCCUGCCUCUGCCUCCUGUGUGCUGGGAUUAAAGGUAUAUGCCACCAUGUCUGGCUUUGGUCCAUUUUUUGAUAAAUAUCUUUCAUGGGGUGAGGGGAAAGAUGCAGAUUUGGAGCCAUCUCUGUCUGGGGGAGGGGAAGGAUGUGGUUUGCAGAGCGGAAGUGGAGUCUGAGAACGCAUGAGUGGAUUUUAAUGUCACCACCCUCAGUGAGAAGAGAUGAGUGAGUAAUGCAUGCUGAGUCUGUGCCUACCAAGGAGAAGGGGGGCUUACAGCUAGUGGAUAUCGGUGCUAGAAGGGACUCAGCUGUAUUUACGGGUCAUUGGAGCUGGCUUUACAGGUCACUGCUCUGAGCCUAGGAGGGACAGGUACUCAGCGACAGCAGUCAUGAGCCACAGUACCUAGCCUGGUCAUUCCUGUUCCAUUGCCCAGUCUUUUGGCUGCAGCUGUUUGACUGGCUGUCCCUGUGUGUGUGGCGUGUGUGUCAUGGUGUGGUUGUGAGUGUAGGGUUGUGCCCAUGAUGGGAAGGUAUCUAUGUAGCACUGACUGUCUUAGCUCUGAGCUGACGAAUCCUCUCCAUAGACAAUGACACUUUAAGGGUUGCCUUUAAAAAAAUAAAUUGUAUCUCCCCAUUCCUUAUCCCUCAUCCCAGCUUGUGGGUUCCCCCCCAGGCUCCUGGGUCUACUGCUGCCCCUAGGUACCCUGAUCUUGAGGCUGGUGACCUUUCCUAUGUUGAAAGCCCAGGGAGUGCCCACCCUAGACUCCUAGAAGGGCCUAGACAAAUGAGGGGAGCCCAAAGGCUAACAGUUGCAUUUCCCUUUCCCAAACCGGCAAUGCUGACAGGUUUUCAAAGACACAGGCUCCCCCUGCUACUUCUUUUAAAAGUGCAGUGGGCCAAAGGGAGUAGCAGGCAGCUGGUUCCUGGGGAGAGGUGUCCAGAAGGAUGGAGGUAACUUCACCAGGAUCUUGGAGGAAGGUGGGGUCAGGGAGCCCUCUGAUCCCUCUGAUCCCUCCUGGAUUGUAGGUGUGUUUAAGUUUCCACCAGACCACCUUGCCCUGACCUAUUGAAGAGUUGGGCACUGAGGGUGCCCCCAUUCUUCUGUGUUCACUUUCUCAGCCCCCCUUGGCACUGAAGACUAAACUCUGGCUCCCUUCCUUCCAUCCCAGCCUGUUUCCAUGUAGCAGACCCUUCCUAGGUGAGCAAGGAAGGGAAGCCACAGAUUGCAAACCCAGGAGCUCAGUUUUCAUUCUUUCUGAAACCUCUAUAUCCUCAGUCCAAGCGGCAGUGUUCCCUUGCGACCUCCAAGCCUGGAAUUGUGCAUAGCCUGGGUCAUGUAUCUUUGUAUAACGGAUGUUAUUUGUACGAAGGGCAGUUCGUAAACAGCACUUGUUCUUUUAAUAAAAGAAUGUUUUACUAAAAAAUCAAA